Messenger RNA from Trichoderma virens Gv29-8, 702 nucleotides. RefSeq lists its product as uncharacterized. The transcript has a single exon. The record is from RefSeq and is a predicted model, not a curated record. Lineage: Eukaryota; Fungi; Ascomycota; Sordariomycetes; Hypocreales; Hypocreaceae. The annotation marks the transcript as partial.
AUGGCCGACUCAGGCUGGCUCCAGUGGGCCUACCUCUUGGCCACCACCGCCACUGGCAUGUCCAUCGUGAUGAUCGCACAGACUGCGAAUUCGUACUGGGCGGCAUACAAGGUUGCGCCGCAGGAGGUGGCUAGCUUUAUCGACACUCUUGAUUUUUCUCUCGAGGAGAACGAAGGGUACGACCGGGACGUCUCCAAGGUCCAGCGUCUUGAGGACAAGAUCCGCCUUAAUCGCUUGCUGAGGGAAAUCCAAAAGAUCGGAGAUGACUUGCGCGAUGAGCUGAGCUGCCUGGUCCUCGAGGAGGGCGAAACCAAGCUACGGACCAGCUCAAGGCUCAUGUGGGCGUCGAAGCGCUCGCAGCUGGAGGAGAGAAUGAAGCGACUGGAGACGCUGCGCAUGCGCUUCAUGAUGGUCUAUUUAGGCAUUAUAACUUCAAUCGCAAAAAAGCAGCCGCCGCCUCCGCCUCCGCUGCCCAAGCAGCUGCCGGAAAAGACCACUUACACAACACCCACCAGGCCCUCGGCAAAGAAGUCGUUUGAUGAUCUGCCCCGACGCACGCCUGCCCGAAGACUUACCACGCAGGCCAUCGGGCACAAUGAGCAUGUUGAGACACCCCAGCGCAGUGGCUGGGCCGGAGUCGUCCAGGAGUUGCAGAUGUCGCCGCGGAUGCGGGCACGGCACGCCUCCAUCGAAAAGCUCAUG